CAAGUUAACCUCAAUUUCAAUCGAAAAAACAUUGCACGUGAAGUAAAACAAAUUUUUCAAUUUCACAAUGGAAAUAGAUGCACAGACAGAAUCAAAUAUAAACUUCAUACCAUGCGUAAAAUGGGUAAGAAAAGGUAUAGCUAACACGAAUCCCGUGAAACUCCAACUGUCGAAAAAUGAGUUAGUCGAUAUAAUAAAUGAAACGAAAGUGAAGCUCCAAGAAGCUGAAGAAAAUGACGAGGAACUUAUGGAAAGCGAUGUACCGAGACAAGAUGAAUUCAAUCUGGAACAAUACGAUGAAGAUGAAGCCGAAGAAAACACUGCAAACGCAUUAGGGAUAGGCUCGUUAGCUGAACUAGAUAAUGCAGCCGAGGAUAAUUUCUCCGAGUCCGACGAUUCUGAUAAAGAAGACGAAGUCAUUAAACCUACAGAUAAUCUGAUAUUGGUGGCGCACGUAGAAGGAGACGCCAGUUUCUUGGAGGUGUACGUUUACAAUGAAGAAGAUGAAUCUUUGUAUGUACAUCACGACAUUCUUUUACCAUCAUUUCCACUUUGUCUUGAACACUUGAACUACGAACCCAAAAUGCCUAAGGGGAACUACUGCGCAAUAGGAUCCAUGUCGCCUAUUAUAGAAAUUUGGGAUUUAGAUAUUAUCAACGUAAUCGAACCUAGUUUUACGUUAGGUCAAGUAAAGACGAAGAAAAGCAACAAAGUUAUAGGACACACAGAUGCAGUUUUAGCAUUGGCUUGGAACAAAACAUUCGACCAUGUAAUAGCAAGUGGAUCAGUAGACCAAACAAUUCAUCUAUGGGAUAUGGAAAUUAAAAAACCCAGUACAACCAUUAAAUCGUUUACGGAUAAAGUACAAUGUUUGGAAUGGCACGCUUUAGAAGCUCAAACGCUUUUAGCAGGAGGUUGCGAUAGUUCUAUAAGAGUAUUUGACUGUAGAACUCCAGAAGCUCAUCAAACUUGGCUCUUAGAUGGCGAAGCUGAACGAAUAUGUUGGAAUCCAUUGGAACCUUUUAGUUUUUUGGCUGGUACCAGUAAAGGUUCAGUCCAAUGUUUCGACUGCCGAAAAGGGGAACUGUGGUCUAUUUCAGCUCACAGUAAAGAAGUUAGUGGCCUAUGUGCCAGUACACAAUGCCCAGGUCUAUUAAUAACGUCCUCUACUGAUGAAACAGUAAAAAUAUGGGAUUAUAAAGACCUAGCAAAUGCUCCUUGCCUAAUAAAUGAAAAGGAAUUUAACUUGGGUAAUGUGCACUGCUUAGAUCUUUGCCCUGAUUUACCCUUCGUUAUAUCAGCUGGUGGAGAUAAAAAGUCGCAUAAUUUUACAGUGUUUGAUAUACAGAAUAUUGAUGUUGUUAGAAACACAUUUCAACCGAGAGGCUUAAUUAAAUCAGAAUCUGUUAAAGAAGAAGGUGCCUCUACCUCAACUUAGAGAUAUGCACUCAAUAAAUUUAAAAAUAAU
Phyllotreta striolata is the source of this 1468-nucleotide messenger RNA. NCBI's taxonomy places the organism in Eukaryota, Metazoa, Arthropoda, Insecta, Coleoptera, Chrysomelidae. The record is from the annotation of a GenBank genome assembly.